This is a messenger RNA of Macaca mulatta (Rhesus monkey), 3736 nucleotides long. It is a transcript of the gene RWDD2B, whose product is annotated as RWD domain containing 2B. The record is from RefSeq and is a predicted model, not a curated record. Gene Ontology annotation, molecular function: protein binding. NCBI's taxonomy places the organism in Eukaryota, Metazoa, Chordata, Mammalia, Primates, Cercopithecidae.
CCGUGCGCCUUGUUUUUUCUGAUAGGCCGCUAGGUGAGGCGGUUUGUGAGUUUUGGGUCGCAGUAUACUAGAAUUUUGAGGUUUCCUUCCGGUGAAAAUUGAGCUGUCCGUGCAGCCAUGGAACCCGGGUUACAGCAGUGAGGGGGCCGCGACUCAAGAAACUUACACAUGUCCAAAAAUGAUUGAGAUAGAGCAGGCGGAGGCCCAGCUUGCUGAGUUAGACCUGCUAGCCAGUAUGUUCCCUGGUGAGAAUGAGCUCAUAGUAAAUGACCAACUGGCUGUAGCAGAACUGAAAGAUUGUAUUGAAAAGAAGACAAUGGAGGGGCGAUCUUCAAAAGUUUACUUUACUAUCAAUAUGAACCUGGAUGUAUCUGAGGAAGCAAUGGCGAUGUUUUCUCUGGCCUGUAUUCUUCCUUUUAAAUACCCAGCAGUUCUGCCUGAAAUUACUGUCAGAUCAGUAAUAUUGAGUAGAUCCCAGCAGACUCAGCUGAACACAGAUCUGACUGCAUUCCUGCAAAAACAUUGUCAUGGAGAUGUUUGUAUACUGAAUGCCACGGAGUGGGUUAGAGAACACGCGUCUGGCUAUGUCAGCAGAGAUACUUCAUCUUCACCCCCCACAGGAAGCACAGUCCAGUCAGUUGACCUCAUCUUCACAAGACUCUGGAUCUACAGCCAUCAUAUCUACAACAAAUGCAAAAGAAAGAAUAUUCUAGAGUGGGCAAAGGAGCUUUCCCUGUCUGGGUUUAGCAUGCCUGGAAAACCUGGUGUUGUUUGUGUGGAAGGCCCACAAAGUGCCUGUGAAGAAUUCUGGUCAAGACUCAGAAAAUUAAACUGGAAGAGAAUUUUAAUCCGCCAUCGAGAAGACAUUCCUUUUGAUGGUACAAAUGAUGAAAUGGAAAGACAAAGGAAAUUUUCCAUUUUUGAAGAAAAAGUGUUCAGUGUUAAUGGAGCCAGGGGAAACCACAUGGACUUUGGUCAGCUCUAUCAGUUCUUAAAUGCCAAAGGAUGUGGGGAUGUUUUCCAGAUGUUUUUUGGUGUAGAAGGACAAUGACAGUAAGAGUAGUUGAAAGUAUCUUGUCACUGUUAGUCUUUUGAUUUUUUUUCCCACUUUUUCUUGAAAGAUUAAGUAAGUAAUUUUAUUUUAGUUCCAUUCUAGAACGUUGGGGAGUGGGGGACAAGAAAAAAUAGUAUAGCUGAAAUGCAUCUGUUAAAAAUGUCAUGAUUGAAAGCAGAACUGAGUUUUAAAUUACAACCUUAAAAUUGUUAGAUAUUUCUUCACAUAUCAGCUGCCCAUUUUGAAAAAGAAAUGAUCCACAAAGGUGAUGUUGGUGCUCCAAUUUGCCAGCCAUUCCCAACCCCCUUCUCCCUUACCUGCCUUCACUAAAGAACCCAGAAAAGCUAAUUGUUUCCCUUUCAGCCUCUGUUGCAACUAACAACUCUCAGUGGCCUCAGGACACAGCUUUGGCCUUGGGAAUUCUGGGAAAACUUUUGCUUCCUGAUUAAAGAAACAUAUGCAGCUAGGCCACCUCCUCCCCCUCUUACUUUUAUAAACGCCAAAGUGAUGGCUGGAGCUGGAGGAGUUAUUUGAACUAUGAUAGAAGGAAGGACUAAGAGAACCACGAAGAUGCCAGUUGCCAUGUUGUUGAGCUGCUGACCCAACACCAGCCACUGCCUAUCUCUAGACGUCUUAUGAAAUAAAACCAGUUUUGUUUAAUUUCUAGGCUUUUUUUUUUUUUUUUAAUAGACGGAGUCUUGCUCUGUCACCCAGGCUGGAGUGCAAUGGUGCGAUCUCGGCUCACUGCAACCUCCGCCUCCCAAGUUCAAGCGAUUCUCCUGCCUCGGCCUCCCGAGUAGCUGAGAUUACAGGGGCCUGCCACCAUGCCUGGCUAAUUUUUGUGUUUUUAGUAGAGACGGGGUUUCCCCAUGUUGGCCAGGCUGGUCUCGAACUCCUGACCUCAGGUGAUCGCCCGCCUCGGCCUCCCAAUGUGCUGGGAUUACAGGCAUGAGCCACCACGCCCAGCCAAUUUCUAGGCUUUUUACUAGCAGUUGAAAGCUAGUUUGUCAAAUAGAGUUUUUCAGAGCUUUAGUUUUGCAUUUACCCCAGCCUUUUGAUACAUAAAUAGGUGAAGUUUUUCUGAAGUGGAGUUUGCAGUUCGUCUCGUUUUGUAUACUCACGCUCUGCCCCUGUUCCUGGGCUUGCCUCAGACAAGGCUGAGGCACGAGUAGGGCUUAAACUUUUUUAACAAGCGUCAACAAUUCAUCAAAUUAGUAAUUUAGAAGAUUUAUUUGGCAAAUUGUAUUCUGACAUUUUUUUGUUCUGGAAAUGGCUUUCCGUAUACUUCUUUUUGCCAAAUUUUGACCUACCAUUAAACACACCACUCAGUUUUUAAGGACCUCCAUAAAUUGGUUCCAAAAGCAUUUAUUAUUUAUUAAUUUGCUAGCACGCAGGUUGAUACCAGGUGUUGGAUAUUUCUUGACCAGUCAGACUUGGUUGAGGAAUGGAGUUGGGGUGAGAAACAAUGCAUUAAGUUAGUAAAAAGUUGGAGGCAAACUAUGCUUAUCACAAAAUGAAUCAGUAAGUGAAAGAUAGCAUAUAUUAUGUAAUACAAUGUAGAAAUCUGAAGGAAUAAAAUGGAAGAAGGCAAUGUGGAUAGAUCUUAAAUAUAAAGGUUAUUAAACAUAAAUGAGGGUCAGAAUGGUAUUUAAAGCACAGUGCUUGUAUUGGACCUAAACCUUAUGUACCUCCCCAGAUUUCCUCCCUGCUGCCCAUUCCUAUUGCCCUGUCAGUUGCCCUGGAAAUCCCAGUUCCUCUGCUGCCACCAGACAGCCAGAUGGACCAGUUGUGUGUCUAGUUUCUGAUUCCUCCAGUGACUAACAGAUUUGUAUGAAAUACCCUACAGAGAAUGGAAUCUGACAUUCCUACCACCAAAGGGGGCAGAUGAUGCAUAUAUUACUUUAAGCAGCUAAAGUGGCAACUAAACCGCUAAAACUUUUUCAGUUUCUGUACAUUAUAUUAAAAACCAGAUUGCUAUGCAUAAUAUGCAGAUCUCAAAUGUCACAUAAACACAUAGAAUGCAACAGAGUAGUUUUACAAGUUUUAUUUCCUGGGACAUCAGUCAAAUUUAGACGUUUAUGAUUAAGUCAUACUAAGCCAGGGAAGUACAGAUUUUCCAAUCUUGUGAUGAGAAAGUUCCUUUGAGAAUGGAUAAAUGUAGUGAAAUGUUAGAAAUGUUAAGAGUAUAAGCAAUAUAGCUUUCUUAGGUUUCUUUUUUUUUUUUCUGGAGACAGACUCUGUCUGGAUCUGUCACCCUGGCUGGAGUGCAGUAGUGCAAUCCUGGCUUACUGCAACCUCCGCCACCUGGGGUUCAAGUGAUUCUCCCACCUCAUUCUCCCAAGUAGCCGAGAUUACAGGUGCGUGUUACCACACUCGCUACUUUUUGGAUUUUUAGUAGAGACGGGGAUUGACUAUGUUGGCCAUGCUGGUCUUGAACUCUUGACCUCAGAUGAUCCACCUGCCUCAGCCUCUCAAAGUGCUGGAAUUACAGGCGUGAGCCACCGCGCCCUGCCCAGUUUCUACCAAUGAUUAUAUACUUGAUAUAUAAACAUCCUUAAAUAUAAAAUGUUCUGUAUGAUUGCACAUAAAAAAAUUUGUUCAGCAAUGACGAUUUAUCAACAUAUUAAUGUAGUAACUAUUUUGAACUGGAAUCACCUAUAAAAAAUGAUAAAUCCUGAAAAA